AUGUCGGACAAUAGCUUGUCUAAUGAGAAGGGGGAUAUUAGCACAACUGAACGCGUCGAUAAUAAUUUGAGAGUAAGGACGGAAGAUGAGGAAUACAAGUUCACGUUUGGCAAGUUCCUUGCCGUACUGUCAUUCCAACAAGGCUACAUGGCUGAUGUAUUUGUGAUCAUAAUGAGCUCCACCAUCCUACUAGAUAUCAAUCGCGACAUCGGCCCGAACCCAAACUACACCUGGGUCGCCAUUACGCCCACUCUAGGAGCUGCUGUCGUCUCGCCUUUAGUCGGGAGGAUGUCUGAUAUCUUCGGCCGACGAAACUUUCUUCUCGUAGGCAACCUUUUAGGUCUCAUUGGAUGUGCAAUCGCAGCCACAGCACACAACAUCAACGUCAUCAUCGGCGGCUCCGUGUUGAUUGGUAUCGGUAGCGGCCUCCAUCAAACUGCCUGGGCUUGUCUGGCUGAGGUCGUCCCGAAACGCGCUCGAUCGGUUGCGUCCGGGUUCUUUGAGAGUACGCUUGCGCUUGCGCAAGCUUUUGGCCCCGUCAUCGCUACCGUCUUUGUCAAACAUGCGUCAUGGAGAGCCAUCUACUGGCUUCCUUUCGCCAUGAACUGCUUCGCGGGUGCCUUGGUCUUCUUCUUCUAUCAUCCCGUCAAUCAAUACAUCCGAGAAGAAGGCAAGACCGUUUGGCAGCAGGCCGUCGCCCUCGACUGGGUCGGCACUUUUCUCCUCGUCUCAGGGCUCGUCUUGUUCCUCCUAGGCAUCACCUUCGGAGGCAGCCAGUUCCCUUGGGUAUCCGCAGGCACACUGGCCCCCUUGAUAAUCGGCUUCGUCCUGCUGGUCAUCCUCGGAUUCUACGAAGCGUACGCCGACAUCACAUAUCCCAUCUUCCCGCCCGCCAUCUUCAAACUCAUCCGCGGCUUCACCGUCGUCUUGGUCAGCGUGUUCCUGGUGGGCAUGAUUUACUACGCUACGGCAGUUCUUUGGGCCGAGCAAGCCGGUGUCAUUUUCACGACAGACCCGCUGAAGGUUGGGUGGUACGCGGGAGCAGUUGGGAUGGGUGGACUGCUCUUCGGGUCACCAUGUGGAUAUAUCUUCAAAGCGGUCGGCCACGCUCGCAUUCUCGUCACCAUCGCCGUCGGGGCUAUGGCGCUCUGCUGCGGCCUCCAAGCAAUCGUCACCCCCGGCUCCCACAUCGCCUCGACCAUCCUUGUCGUGCUGAUCGGCGGCUUCCUCUCCGCCGCCAACGUCUUCCAAGUCACCAUCGUCCAGCUCACCGUCGCCCACGAGUACAUCGGCGUCGCCAGCGCCCUCAUCACCACCGCGCGCUCCGUCGGCGGCUCCGUCGCCACGGCCAUCUACACCUCGAUCCUGAAGAACAAGCUCGUCGCCUUCAUCCCCAAAUACCUCGCGCUGCCGCUCGCGCUCGCCGGCGUCGCGCCCGUCUCGCUGCCCGCCGUCAUCGGCGCGCUGACCACAGGCACCGGGCUCGAAGCGCUGGCGACGCUGACCCCGCAGCAGCUCGAGGUCGGGGUGUACGGGCUCAAGGAGAGCUACGCGCACGCGUUCCGGGUGGUGUAUCUGGUGACGAUUGCGUUUGGGGUGCUGGGCACGAUUGCGGUGUGCUUUACGGCGAAUGUGGGCCAUUUGAUGACGCGGAAGGUGGAUAUCAGGCUCGAGGAGGGGGCGCAUUUGCAUGGGGCGGUGGAUACGGGGGAGGGGCAUGUGAUUCAUCAUGGGGAGAAGGUGUGA
This is a messenger RNA of Mytilinidion resinicola, 1746 nucleotides long. Its product is annotated as trichothecene efflux pump. NCBI's taxonomy places the organism in Eukaryota, Fungi, Ascomycota, Dothideomycetes, Mytilinidiales, Mytilinidiaceae. Gene Ontology annotation, cellular component: membrane. Gene Ontology annotation, biological process: transmembrane transport. The record is from RefSeq and is a predicted model, not a curated record. The coding region runs from base 1 to 1746 and encodes 581 amino acids. Gene Ontology annotation, molecular function: transmembrane transporter activity. The transcript is spliced from 5 exons.